AUGGUGAUCCAAGCUGAAGGAGAAAGAAAGGCCUCGCGGGCACUGCGUGAGGCCAGUUUGAUGUUAAACGACAAACCGGUUGCUCUUCAACUCCGCUACUUACAAACACUCUCGGGGAUCGCAGCCGAGCACCACUCGACCAUCGUCUUCCCUCUACCCAUCGACUUAACCACCAGUUUCCUCUUGAGCUGCCCAAAGCAAUCGACUAACAACGCAGCCGCCAGUGACAAUGCCAUCACCGCCAUCAGCAACAGCAACAGCAACACAAACUGCGCUCUAAAUGUAUAG
This is a messenger RNA of Mesocestoides corti, 288 nucleotides long. NCBI's taxonomy places the organism in Eukaryota, Metazoa, Platyhelminthes, Cestoda, Cyclophyllidea, Mesocestoididae. The record is from the annotation of a GenBank genome assembly.